AUGACCUCUUAUAAAGCCGGAGAAUCACAAAACGAUACCAAGUCAUUGUCGUCGUCCGUUUUGAAGUACACAUGGGAGAAUGGACGUCGAUAUCAUGCCUACCGUGAUGGCGCCUACUGGGGACCGAACGACGAGCGACAAUUAGACACGGAAGAUUUCAUGCACUCGAUGUUCCUGACAAUCCUCGAUGGUCGAUUAUACGUAGCACCUAUCUCCAAAAGCCCACAGAGAGUAUUGGAUGUCGGCUGUGGCACCGGAAUCUGGACCAUAGAAUUUGCUCAGCAGCAUGAGUCGGCUGAAGUCAUUGGUAUAGAUUUAUCCCCAGUGCAGCCAAGCAUGGUGCCCAUGAAUGUACGAUUCGAAGUCGAUGAUGUCAACCUGGACUGGACAUAUCCCAAAGGUCAUUUCGACUUUGUCCACAUCCGCAUGCUCACAGGCUCCAUCACCUCUUGGCCCGAUUUCCACCGAAAAGUACUAAAACACCUCUCCCCUGGCGGCUGGGUCGAGCAGGUCGAGCUCGGCAUGAAGACCCUGUCUGAUGACGGCACGGUUACCCCCGACAUGCCAUUCUCCAAGUGGGAGCACGUCUUCACCGUUGCGGGUGAACAGAUGGGAAAGACCUUCUUGGCUAGCGACCUCGCCGCCGACGCCAUGCGUCAGGCUGGGUUCCAGAACGUCAACGAGAUGCGGCUGAAGCUGCCCAUCGGCCGCUGGCCUAGGCACGAGACGCUAAAGAUUUGGGGGACCUGGUGUCGCGCGUUCUUGGCAGACGGCCUCGAGGGGUUUGGUCUAAGAAUGAUGACGGGUGUCCUUGGCUGGAGUUAUGAGGAGACGCAAGUCUUUUUGGCUGAUAUGAAGAGACACCUGAUGAACCCCAAGAUCCAUGGAUACGUUGAAAUGGUUGUGGCAUACGGGCAAAAGCCCACAGGGACGGCCCAGGCCUGA
Molecule: messenger RNA, 945 nt
Organism: Ilyonectria robusta
Lineage: Eukaryota; Fungi; Ascomycota; Sordariomycetes; Hypocreales; Nectriaceae
Product: S-adenosyl-L-methionine-dependent methyltransferase
Exons: 9
Coding region: 1-945 (314 amino acids)
Molecular function (GO): methyltransferase activity
Source: RefSeq, a predicted model, not a curated record